UGUUUUCGUCCUGCGGUUUUUUGAUUGCUGUUGGGGGAAUUUAACUGCGCAUUCAAACGCAAAAAAGUCUCCGUGAAACGGCGACAUUUGUUUUUGCACACACGCCAUUUCCCAUCUGUCUUCCGAAUGCCAUCUUCCGCGGCCACUGCGGCUGCGGCUGCAGCACCUGCACCGGCACCAAGCGUCGCAACCAAUCGUCUUGCCACUGAGAAGAGCCCUUACUUGCUUCAACGUAAAACAAACAAACAUUGUUCAUCGGAAAACACAGAAAGGGGACAAAAACGGCAAAAGUUCGGCAUUGAGCGUUGUUCUUCUGGAUGGAAACAAACACUGAUCGCACUCGCUUUGGCUGCAGAUCGAUGCAGUGAUCUCAGAUCUGAAAAGGGAUGAUCAUGGUUGCACGGUGAAUGGCUCAACACACGAGAGUUCUUUUUCGACUCAUCGUUCUUCUUUGGUUGAAGGCAGAGUUUUUCGUUUGUUCGCUUUUGCGUCGAGUGUCGCGUGUGAUUCACGGCGCGCGCGAAAAAAAAAGCACGGGCGUUUCGAUAGGAUGCGUGUUAUUGUCAACAAAACAACUCAAACCAUUUUGGAAUCACUGAUGGCGCUGCUGGUGCUGGUAUCCUGAAAUUUUGAUUUUUGUUUUGGUGUAUUCACAGAUGCGCAUAAUCCGGUCGACUGGUAUCCUUGGGGUCCAGAGGCUUUUCAAAAAGCGCGAGAACGGCAGCUGCCAAUCUUUCUGUCGGUCGGCUACAGCACUUGCCAUUGGUGCCACGUCAUGGAGGAGCAGUCGUUCAUGAAUCCCGGCAUUGCCAGUAUCAUGAACAAGAACUUUGUCAACAUCAAAGUGGACCGCGAAGAGCGCCCUGAUGUCGAUCGCGUCUACAUGGCAUUCAUCACGGCCACAACAGGUCACGGUGGAUGGCCAAUGAGUGUCUGGUUGACACCAGAACUGACGCCCAUUUUUGGUGGAACGUACUUUCCGCCAGAGGACAAGUGGGGCACGCCCGGAUUUCCGUUCCUGCUGGCAAAAAUUGCGGCGCUCUGGAGCUCUCGCCGCGACGAAAUCCUUCUCAAAGGUCGCGGCAUCAUGCAGCUGCUCGAGCAAGGCAUCGACGCACGCUUGCAACCAACCGAGGAAAGCAACGAAGGUGCAGUUUCUGAUGCAAAGCAGGAUUCUGCCCGCGACUGGCUCGAAUUGGCCUUCACCAAGUUUGAGGAGGAGUUUGACCCGCAGCUCGGCGGAUUUGGUGGCGCGCCAAAGUUUCCUCGACCCGUGAUUUUGCAAUUCCUGCUCAACCUCUAUGCGCACUUUUCCCGCGUGACUGCGUCGCUGAAAGCGCAAGCUACCGACGCUACCCCUUCACCCACAUCCGCAUCGCCUCGACUUGCAGGGGCGCCGGUCGCUGCGGCGGCGGCAACCACGCUCUCAGCCUCUCCCAAACUCAAAGGCUCCAGGCGCCUCAGCGUGGCAGAGCGCAACUGUCUCCAAACCAUGCGCAUGUGCACAACCACCUUGGACGCCAUGCAUCGCGGUGGCCUGUACGACCAUCUUGGUGGAGGUUUUCAUCGCUACAGUGUGGAUCAGUUCUGGCAUGUUCCGCACUUUGAAAAGAUGCUCUUCGACCAGGCACAACUCGCGCUGACCUAUGCAAUGGGGUUCCAGCUGACUCGAAUACCUGCGUACGCACAAGUGUGCCGGGACACUCUCGCAUACGUGCUGCGCGAUCUUGCCCACCCACUUGGCGGAUUCUUUUCGGCAGAAGACGCAGACAGCCUGCCUUCAGUGACUUCGGAAUCCAAGAGCGAAGGAGCCUACUACGUCUGGUCGUACGAAGAGAUAUCCACCACCUUGAGCCAAGGCGACUGUGCUGCUGGAGUAGCGUCCAACGCGACAGACUUGGCCGUCUUUUGCUACGCGUUCGGAGUGCGUCCACAGGGGAAUAUUCGCCGAGAGAGCAAUCCACACGGCGAGCUUGCGCGUAAAAACCACCUCUUCCAAGAGUACACGCUCCAGGAAACCGCCGACCACUUUCACCUGCCCCUGGCAGACGUGGCCAAUCGCCUCGAGAAUGCACGCGCCAGACUGCACGGGAUUCGUGCCGCACGUCCGCGCCCGCAUCUGGACGACAAGAUCAUUGCCGCGUGGAAUGGACUCAUGAUUUCGGCGCUGGCCAAGGCCGGAGGCGUGGUCGAGGAGCCCUUGUUUAUUCACGCUGCUCAAAAGGCAGCUCGUUUCUUGCGCGGCUCAAUGUACAACACGGAAAGCGGACAGCUCGUGCGAUCUUGGCGGGACGGAUCUGCCUCGAAGGUUGGUGGCUUUCUGUCCGACUAUGCCUUUGUCAUUCAGGGGUUGCUGGAUUUGUACGAAGUGGAUGGCGAUACGACCUGGCUCGAGUGGGCGCUGCAGCUGCAAAGCAAGCAAGACGAGCUGUUUCACGACCCGAACGGCGGUGGCGGGUACUUCGUGACAAGCACGCACGACCCGAGCAUCCUGGUUCGCCUCAAGUGCGAGGAAGACAGCGCUGAACCAGCGGGCAAUUCCAUUGCAGCCAUCAACCUCCUGCGGCUUGCCAACUUGGUCAACCGACCAGAAAUGCGCGAUCGAGCCGCUGCACUCAUCACCUCGCACCAAUUCCUCUUUUCCAACGCCCCGACCGCGCUGCCAAUGAUGCUCUCUGCGUUGCAGUUCUUGCACAGUCCGAACGUGCAAGUGGUACUCGUCACCAAGAACAGUCCGACCGAUGUACCCAAACCCAAAGACGAGCCGACCCGUCCUGCAGCUGCUGCUUCUGCUGCGAGCGAGGCCGCGACCGAGCUUCAGAGCGUAGUCCUAUCCCAGUGCUUUAUUCCGUUCAAAUCCAUCGUGCAUUUACAAUCCGACGCGAGCCGUCGCUUUCUGCGGAACAAGCUGCCGGCCGUCGACGACUACCAGAUGAUUGACAACCAGCCCACCGCCUAUGUUUGCCAAAGCUUUGCCUGCCAGGCCCCCGUCACCAGCGUACGCGAGCUGCGCACCCUUCUUGGCGCGACUCUGCCUGUACAGCCAUUUUCUCCCUAGAGAGUGUCGCGAUCAAGUAUUAUGUACAAAAACUUUGUCAUUCACAUGAAUUACAUGUAUUACACUACACAUACGUCUCC
Molecule: messenger RNA, 3138 nt
Organism: Capsaspora owczarzaki ATCC 30864
Lineage: Eukaryota; Filasterea; Ministeriida; Capsasporidae
Product: spermatogenesis-associated protein 20
Exons: 5
Coding region: 776-3058 (760 amino acids)
Biological process (GO): carbohydrate metabolic process
Source: RefSeq, a predicted model, not a curated record